AGUGCAACAACCAACGUUCGAGAUCAACGAAAGCUACCUGAAACAUGUUACAUGGUCUUGUCGCGUACGAUGAGGAGUCCGAGGAAGAACAAAGCGCUGCCAGUACAACUAAGCUUCAUAAUCCCGCGAAUGAUGCCCCGUCGGACGGUAUAGCUAAUGCGUACACAGAAACACCUCAGCGUCCACCGCCACCUUCGAGAUCUCAGCCGCUCAUCCGUCGUCCGGCACACGCAAAGCCACGUCCGCGUCCGCGCACACACUCCGACGCCAUCGAAACAGAAUCACCGGAAACGUUCACUGAGGACGUUAGUAGCGUGGCCAUCCAAGAGUCGUCCCCCUCGGAAGGCGUGCGCGACGAUACAGAGCCCGAAGACGAGCUGUUGCGUAUUCGAACAGUGCUGCGACCUCCUCCGAUUCCUGGCGAGGAGAGCUGGGGCAUCCCGCCUGCGCCCACGGAAGCAUGCGAUCCAGCGCUUGAGGCGAAGCUUGCGGAGUUCCUGGCCAUGAAGAGAGACUCGGUCAACCCAACGCACUUCAACGAUUCACUCAUGUCGAAUCGUUCGUUCCGUAACCCUCACUUAUACACGAAGCUGGUCGAGUUCGUCGACGUCGAUGAGCGUGCGACCAAUUUUCCGCAGCACAUAUGGGACCCGACGGACAUGAGGGAGGAGUGGUUCGCAAGCCAUAUCGCUGCCGACCAAAAGGCCCGCUCAGAGCAAGCAUCUGCACAGAGCAGCAAGCGUUCGCAUAUAGAAUUCACAUCGACAUCUUCGUACGCUCAAGCACGUCAGAACGGCUCCGCCCAGCACUCGCAAGGACGGUUCAGUAUGCAUGGCCGGGGUGGAGUGUUAGGUGGUGGGUACGGUCGAGGACGAGGAAGAAGUCGAUGGGGUUGAUAGUUCUGAUGCGUCCCUUGUUCUGCUGCACGUGUACGAGUGUUCUGCUGUGCUAUGAAUGUUGCCCUGCGACCUAUGCUAUGAACCUCGGAAGUCUAGAAUAUAUGUGUGAUGGACUGCCC
Molecule: messenger RNA, 1018 nt
Organism: Laetiporus sulphureus 93-53
Lineage: Eukaryota; Fungi; Basidiomycota; Agaricomycetes; Polyporales; Laetiporaceae
Product: HCNGP-domain-containing protein
Exons: 6
Coding region: 45-896 (283 amino acids)
Biological process (GO): regulation of DNA-templated transcription
Cellular component (GO): nucleus
Source: RefSeq, a predicted model, not a curated record